CCCACUCUCUCCAUUCCCCCAUCAAACGGAAACGUUUCGGUUCCUAUUCCUUCCCAAACUGAAUUUAGUUUAAACAAACCAAACCAACCAACCGAGAUCGAAUCUUGCAUCCGGAAUCGGAUUCCCUACUCCUCACUGACGCCGGGAAGGGAAUAAUCCCCAUUCCGCCGGGUUCCGGAAUCACCCUUCCAGUCAGUGCUGUGCGGGAUCGCAUUUCCCCGCCAAUUCCUUCUGCCCACUUGGCAUCCGAUUCCUAUUCCUCACUCACUCCCAUCUUCAGCAUCACGCUCAGCUCUACUGACCUCUCCGCUCCUUGCAUUCCCCCAGUCCCGAGGAGGAGAGGAGGAUGCCCAUAUAAAUCCCAUGACGAUGCGGAUUCCGAAGAAGCCACUCUCGCUCUGCUUCUCUCUCUUCUCUCCUCUCGACUCCCCUUACCAUCACCGCCUCUUUGCUUCCCGUGUCUGGGUCAGUUUCCGGGUCCUCUCGGCGCCAACUCACCCUUCGGGAACUAAGCAUCUGUGUACAAGUUACUCAAUGGAGAAGAAUCUUGCAACCGUCGAUGGUCAAAAGGUUUCUGACCAACCGCGUAAGGAUUGUAAAAGUGGCGGUCAAAAGGCGUUCAUAUGGUCAUCUCCUGAAGGAGGGCAGAGGAUUGAUAUUGGAAAGCAGAUCUUUUGCAACAGAUCACUGAAUAUGAGGAACAUCGUUGCUGUUGGAUUUGACAUGGAUUACACUUUAGCUCAGUACAAACCUGAAACGUUUGAAUCUCUUGCAUAUGAAGGCACGAUAGGGAAGCUGGUUCAUGAUUUGGGAUAUCCCCAUGAGUUGCUGGAAUGGUCUUUUGAUUGGACGUACAUGGUUAGAGGAUUGGUUCUUGACAAAAAGAGAGGCAACAUCUUGAAGAUGGAUAGGCAUAAGUAUGUGAAAGUAGCUUACCAUGGAUUCAGGGAAUUAUCUAAGGAAGAGAAAGUUGGGACUUAUGGAAGUACUCUAAUACGAGAUUCUUUUGAUGAGCCAGACUAUGCUCUCAUUGAUACCCUCUUUUCACUUGCUGAAGCCUAUCUUUUUGCCCAACUUGUUGACUUUAAGGACAACAAUCCUGGAAAGAUUCCAGACAGUGUUGAUUACGCGCAUAUGUAUAAAGAUGUUCGAGCGGCAGUUGAUUUGUGCCAUCGUGAUGGGACAUUAAAGCGAAUGGUUGCUGUAAAUCCAGAAAGGUAUAUCAAUGAGGAUGCCACGCUGGUCCCAAUGCUCAAAAUGUUUAGAGAUUCUGGCCGUUCAACAUUCUUGGUGACAAAUAGUUUAUGGGACUAUACAAAUGUUGUGAUGAAUUUUCUCUGUCGUCCUUAUACUUUGGGUGAUGGUGCUUGCAAAUUUGAUUGGCUUCAGUACUUUGAUGUUGUCAUCACUGGCAGUGCAAAGCCUGGAUUCUUCCACGAUGAAAAUCGUGCCAAUCUUUUUGAGGUUGAACCCGAGAGUGGGAUGCUGCUUAAUACUGACAAUGGCACUCCAAUGGCUCAGGUGGGAGACACUUCCCCGAGGUUAUCAUUGAAGAGUUUGGACAAAAGUUGCAGUGUCUUCCAGGGAGGCAAUGUUGGUCAUCUGCAUAAGCUGCUGUCAGUUGAGUCAAGCUCACAGGUUCUCUAUGUUGGGGAUCACAUCUAUGGGGACAUAUUGCGAAGCAAAAAGGUCCUUGGUUGGCGUACAAUGCUUGUUGUACCUGAGCUCGCGAGGGAAGUCGAACUCCUAUGGGAACUGAGGGACAGCCGCAAGCAACUCAGAUUGUUAAGGGAUGAGCGUGAUCAUAUUGAAGACGAGAUUCACCAUCUGAAGUGGUCUCUCAAGUUUGACAAUAUUGAACAAGAAGAGAAGCAGAAGAUUUCCUCAGCUGUCAAAGAACUGGAGGUUAAAAGGGAUCAAGUGCGCCUCACUCAUCAGCAGGCUCAGAGAGGGUGCCACCAUAAGUUUCACAAGGUCUGGGGUCAACUCAUGAAGACAGGUUAUCAGAACUCCCGAUUUGCACAUCAGGUUGAGAGAUUUGCGUGCCUCUACACGAGCCAAGUUUCAAACCUAAGCCUUUACUCACCUGACAAAUACUACAGACCGAGCGAAGACUAUAUGCCUCAUGAAUUCCACAUUCUUCCUCUGUGAAUACUGCUUACUGCCCUCAGAUGGCCACUUGUGUGACGUUCAAUGUCCGCGAAGAACUUCUGAGCCUUGUGCUGAUUUUCACAGUUUUCUGUUUUCUCUAGAGAUAGGAAUCGGGAUUCGGGGUAAAAAGGGGUUAUAUAGGGUUUCGUUCUUGUAAUCCUCAGCGGUCUUUUCGGAACUAUAUGGAAAAAGCUACAUUGUAAAUUGUACAUUGUUUCAUGCCUUAUGAAAGUCUAAUAGAUGCAAUUACAAGGUA
Messenger RNA from Punica granatum (pomegranate), 2407 nucleotides. NCBI's taxonomy places the organism in Eukaryota, Viridiplantae, Streptophyta, Magnoliopsida, Myrtales, Lythraceae. The record is from RefSeq and is a predicted model, not a curated record.